UAGCUACUCCAACACUUGUUUAGUAUUGAUUCAUAUGAAAACAAAAUUUCUUUAUAUAUGUAUUAAGUGUAGGAUAUGUCUAUGCAAACAAAAAAGGAAAAAAAAUACAAAUGUCAAAUGUGUGAAUACUUGGUAUAAAAAGUGCAUUAUUUUUAAUGUUAUAAAUGCGUGUAUGUGUGAUUUAUAUGAACUAAUACUAAAUGUAUUUAUAAAGACAGAUAGGGACAGUCUUUUAGAAGAUGGGGCUAUUAACAACCAAAAAAAAUAAAAUAGUUUUGUACGAAUGUAUCUAUGAGAUCUCUAAUGCAUAUUUGAUUAAAGCAAUAAAUAAAUUUAGACAGGGAUAUGAACAGGAACAUACCUAAACCAAAGCAGAACGUUUCAUAUAUUAUAUAGCAAUAGUUUCACGAACAAUCUCGUAAUAUAUUGAAUUGACCCUCAGACGAGUUAGCUGCACAUCCGCCGGCUAGCUUCCAAUCUGUUAUAUAUCUCGGAUUUUUUUAUUAAUACAAUCUAUCUAUACCUACAAGUAUAUAUAAAUGGAUUGAUUUGUUCAAGUUCGUAGUCACAAGAAACUAAUACGCUUAACGAGUGGGAAGUAAAUUUAGUAGGGCGACGACUAUUUUAUCUUAUACGUUAUACUAUGUAUACAUCCAAAUAAACAUGAAAUGCGGCAAUAUUGAGUACCAUGUUUAUUAUAAAAUUUUGAACCGAAUAACUUGGUAGAUUAUGGAAACCAAUGUUAGAAAAGGCAUACUGUGUAACAUUACCUAAUAACACCAAUCAUAAAAAUAUUAAUGUAAGUAAAUAUGUAUGUGUAAAGUUGCUUUUAAUAGGGAUAAUGACAAUAUUAAAAACAUAAUUUUUUAUUUAAAAAAAUCUAGACACAUAUUGUUCAUUGUAUCAAUAAUGUAACCGCAAUAAUUCAAUUGGGGCGCGGUACGUUACAGUAAUAAAAUGCGCCGAGACGUGACGUCACGUAGUUCGACUGAAUGUGUCGUCGUAAUUUCGUGAAACCAGAAAUAAUACGAAUUCUGUACAAUAUAGUCAUUAGUCAUCAUCCCUAUUAUUAUAUAACGAGGAAUCAAGUAUCAUAUUAUAAUGUCACGUGAAUGUAAUUUGUUCUCUCGAAAAUGUAUGUGUCACUAGAUUGUAAAAUCAAGGCCGGCUUUAUUAUUAAAUUAGUUAUUAGUUGUAUGCUUUAUGUAAUUUGUUUAAUAAAUGUUAUUCGAUAUACAAACAUAUAUUUGUAAUAAAAUAAUUAGGCAUUUUAUAAUUAGUAAUAAGUUAACAACACUAUAUAGGAGGUCGGAUAUCCAUGUUCGGUGAUAAAAAUACUUGAUCAAAUAAAGUCUUAUUUAAUUUUCUAAAUUAUAAUCCAAAGAAAUACAGCUACUUUGACACAUAGAGCCCAGUUGUGAAUAAAGAUUAAAUGGUGGCGGCAAUAUUUAUAUAUUUUAUAGUAAGGCUUGAGUUUUGUUUGUUCUAUGUCCUCUAGAAGUCUAUGUAUUGUAUAUUGAUGUCUAAAUGAACUUAUAUGUUGCCUUGAAACACUGGUUUGCAUCGGUGUGUGAUCAAAUAGCUAUUUAUACUAAACCUAGAGUCCAUAACGUAACACUAAGACAGUUCACUUAUGUCAUAAGAAGCUUUAUUUUAUAGUUUUCAUAAUUGUUUUGUUCUUGUUACUUAAUAUGCCUGAAUAUGUGGCAUAUGUGUUUAGAAUUUAACAAUGCACAUUACUAAUUAACUAAAAUAGGACGCGAAACACGAUUGAACUUAAUAUAAGAUUUAUUUUGUAAUAAGCUAUACUAAACUUAUAAACAAGGGAUAAUGAUUCUGUAAUUUGUAAGGUUUGUAGAAACUUAUGGUUCUAUGAGUAGUUAUGUAAUAUUAGAUUCGAGCUGUUUCCAAAUAAUAUAAAUUAUAAAGUUAAUUAGUUAUUCGUUUAUUUAAGUGCUAUCGACUGGUGUUUCUUCUUUUCUGUUAGAAUUUUGGGUGUUAAGGAUUUGUUUUUGUGGACUUGGCAUAACUAUUUGCAAAAUAUUAUGAAGCAGCACGAAUUUAAUACUUAGGACAUAACUUAACUAGGACCAAACGUGUUUGUUGCCAUAAUAUGCAACCAUUCAUUAAGCAAUAACAAGUAACUAAGUACUCAAACAUUGUAACUGAUGCCAGGUAUUAACUGUACUCCCAAAUUAUCUAUUAUUGUUGAUCGUUUCACAGGUAUAGUAGUUUAGUUUUAGUAAGUAAGUUCUAUUGCUUUAAACAAGGAGAAAAUAAUUAGUAAAUGCUUAGUGUAAUCGAUUAAGAUAGUUAAUAAUUUACAGUAUCAACAUACACAUACUUUUUAUUAUUGAUGAUAUACAUAGAAGCAAUGGUACAGUUAAGUGUUAUCAGGUGUCAGUGUCAUCAAUAACUGAAUUUACUUCGAAACUCUAUGUGCCUGGCGUCGAAAUUAUCAUCUGCGUCAUUAAGAUCUAAUAUUGAGCACAAAUAAACAGUCAAAUUUUAUAUGUUUAUUACCUACUUAAAAAAGCAGUAGAUAAGCGCGGCAGAACGUAUCAGUGCUGGUAGCACGCUACGACGCAGAUCGCGAAAUUUGCCCAACAUCAAUAAGAGUAAUAUUAGAAUAGAUAAUUAUAAUAUCGCUAAUAAUUUAGCUGUAUGUGAGCAAUGUAGCCAGUCUUAAACAGUUUACUGUAUUAUGUCCGACACCCCCGCACUUACAAUAUAUAAAAAUAUUUACACAUUCAUUUACUAUGAUAUGUUUUUUUUAUUAAUAUAGUCGAAGUAUGAACAAAGUGAUUUUAUGCAAUAAUACCUUUGUUUGUCCUUCAUUGUUUUAAAAUAUUUAGUUACUUUGCUGGAAACUUUAACGAAGCUACACAUGCAAUUGUAAGCUUGAUGAUAAUAAAAUAAUCAUUUUGUAAAAGCUUGACUUAAUCAUCUCGAGGUUGUUGGCGCCCUAAUGUUAACAUAGACUAUUACUUGUCUAGGCUUACAGUUUUGUGGGUAGUUGGUUAGGUUGCUUAGGUUUUACUUAGGUUAUAACCCAUUGCUUGUGUUUGUUUGGAAAACAUUAGUUGUUAAUUAUUUUAUACACAGACUAUGCUUCGUACUCACAUAAUAUGACUCCAACGACACAUUUUUAUCAUGAUGUCUUCAAGUAGGGUUUCCAUUUUUCAUAGAUGAUAAAUAGAUUCAAAUUUCUUCGUGCAGGGUAAACACGAGUUAUGGUACGUCGGAAUGUAUGUAAUAUUUGUGAAGUAGCGCUCAAUUUGCGUUAUAUUUACUAUAAUUGUGUAAUUAAAUGUUCUCUACCCUAA
This is a messenger RNA of Spodoptera exigua (beet armyworm), 3326 nucleotides long. NCBI's taxonomy places the organism in Eukaryota, Metazoa, Arthropoda, Insecta, Lepidoptera, Noctuidae. The record is from the annotation of a GenBank genome assembly.